GUAUUCCAGCCCUUGUUUUCCCAUUUUCCAGAUAGAAUUCCUGCUCCUCUACGCUGCUGUUGCUCGUGGCAAGCAGGCUGCGUUGAACAGCAGAGAAGUGUCUCGCCUUUCAGACUAGCAUACGAUUUUUUCCACUGCCCCUGUUCUUGGAAUGCAACUAUUGGCUUUAUUUUUUCAUAAAUCUAUUGGUUAUACUUAAAUGGAACGUCCAUAGUAGUCUUCUGGCAAUGUUGUUGACCCUGUCGCUAUGGAUUGAAUUUCGUCUUUCUCAAACCGCUGAACAAUUUAAAAGGAUCAAAUCAGUCUUUCGCGUGAGUGCUUGAUUACCUACACGGACACCGGGCGAGCCAACCAACGUUACCUAACUUGAUGUUUCGUUUGGUCUGUUCAGGAAAAAAACUGGUCCCGAAUGUCUUCACGUAUUGCAAAGGUUAUACUCGAAAAUUUAAUUCGGCUUGUUAUCUAGGGAAAGGCGUGUGUUAGGGACUUCGGCGAUAAAACGGAUUUUCUUCGAGGGAUUUUCUGCGAAGAUUAUUUUUUUAAAAAGUGAUGGCCGAGCGGGGAGCAGAAUUGCUGCUCUCUCUCAUCUGUCUCACCUUUCUACACCCGCUUACCAUGGCUGUACAUCUCGACAAAGGAGAGUCAGCGGUGCCUCAAUUCAUCUCAUUUGGCUUUUCUGUGGAGCCGAUGGACCUCGUGGUGGUACGGGGUGGACCAGCCUUGCUAAAUUGCUCAGUGGACAGCCCAGAACCUGCUCGCAUAGAGUGGAAGAAAGAUGGUAGCUACCUGAGUCUGCAGGCAGACGAACGACGACUCCUCCUGGAGAAUGGCUCAUUGUUCAUCUCCUCAGUGGUCCACUCGAAACAUAACAAGCCUGAUGAGGGUGUUUACCAAUGUGUGGCAUUCAUCCAUAACCUUGGCACUAUAAGCAGCAAGACGGCACGGCUCGGCGUAGCAGGUAUACCCAGGUUCUCCAGUCAACCUGAAGCAGGCCUCGUGAGACAUGGUGACAACCAUGUGUUCCUGUGCGACAUAAAUCAGGACCUUGUGGCUUUUUCGCGCUGGGAACUCAACAAGGAGCCUCUGGUGCUGGACCAGAGGGUGUUUCAGCUUCCCAGUGGGGCACUGGUUGUCAGUAAUGCUUCUGACUCCGACGCUGGCCUGUACCGCUGUGUGGUUGAAACAGGUGGCGCAGCGAAAUACAGUGAAGAGGCGGAGCUUAAAGUCAUAUCUGAAACUGCAGAAAGGAGAAAACUGGAAUUCUUGAGGGUCCCCUCAGCCAUGUCCAGAGUGCUGGGGGAGAGCGUGCUUCUGCCCUGUGUGGUGACGGGCUAUCCUGCUCCCUAUGUUCGAUGGAUGUUUAAUGACCAGCUCAUCGAGGAGAGUGAAGGACGUUUUGAGAUUGUUGGUGGGGGAAGUCUGUAUGUUCUCAACCUAACUGAAGAGGAUGCUGGGACAUUCAGCUGCCUUGCAGACAAUAGGAAUGACUCCAUAGAGGCCCAGGUUGAACUUACAAUUCAAGUUCCUCCCCAGUUCCUCAAAAAGCCAGUGAGCACCUAUGCUCAUGAAUCAAUGGAUAUCAUCUUUGAUUGUGAGGUCACAGGCUCGCCUGCUCCCACUGUUAGAUGGGUCAAGAAUGGAGAUACGGUCAUCCCCAGUGACUACUUCAAAGUCAUUAAGGAGCACAAUCUCCAGGUUCUUGGAUUGGUGAAAUCCGACGAAGGCUUCUACCAGUGUAUGGCUGAGAAUGAUGCUGGCAAUGUACAGGCCAGUGCCCAGCUCAUUAUCCUGGAUCAUGAUGUGUCCCUGCCCUCCCCCUCAUCCCCCUCACUGACCAGUGCCACUACUGAACAUGUAACACCAGGCUCUGGUGGCACCAGCGGACCUACGCCCUCUGCCCCACGUGAUGUUGUGGCCUCGCUCGUCUCCACCCGCUUCAUUAAGAUGUCUUGGAGGCAGCCAGCUGAGACCCAUGGGGAGGAUGUCGUCUACUCUGUCUACUACAGCCUGGAGGGUGUGAACAGGGAACGCAUAGUGAACACCAGUCAGCCUGGAGAGAUGCAGGUCACCAUCCAGGACCUCCUGCCUGAUUGCAAGUACACCUUCCGGGUGGUUGCACACAAUAAUAAUGGUGUGGGAGAGAGUUCCACUGCCCUGACGGUUUCCACACAGCCUGAAGUUCAGGUACCUGGACCAGGUCCCAAUCUUCAGUCUGUGGCCACAUCCCCUACCUCAAUCACUGUGAGCUGGGAAACCCCUCUCACCGGCAAUGGAGAGAUCCAGACCUACAAGCUCUACUACACCGCCAAGGGCCAAGACACAGAGCAGGAAAUCGAUGUUAGAGGUCUCUCCUACACCGUCAAUGGGCUUAAAAAAUUUACAGAGUACAGCUUCCGGGUGGUGGCUUACAACAAGCAUGGACCAGGAGUCUCCACAGAUGAUGUGAUGGCCCAAACCUUUUCUGCUGUACCAAGUGCCCCACCACAGAAUGUGACGGUAGAGGUUCUGAACUCAAAGAGUAUCAUGGUGCGAUGGCAUCCGCCCCCAGCAGAUGAUCAGAAUGGGGAGAUUACUGCAUAUAAAAUCCGUUACCGCAAGGGUGCCCGCAAGAGUGAGGCUUCAGAAAUUGUUGCAGGGACACAGCUCCACAAACUCCUUGACAAUUUGCAGCGUGGAACGGAGUAUUCAGUACGAGUCACUGCAAUGACGUUGAAUGGGUCCGGUCCAGCCUCAGAUUGGGUUACCUCUGAAACCUUUGAGAGUGACCUUGAUGAGUCAAGAGUUCCAGACAUUCCCAGCUCCUUGCAUGUGCGGCCUUUGGUCAACGGCAUAGUGGUGAGCUGGACUCCCCCAGAGAACCAGGACAUCGUGGUCAGGGGUUACACUAUUGGCUAUGGCAUCGGCAGCCCACAUGCCCAGACUAUAAAAGUGGACUACAAACAGCGCUACUACAGCAUUGAGAACCUAGAUCCCAGUUCGAAUUAUGUGAUCACUUUGAAGGCUUUCAAUAAUGUUGGGGAGGGCAUUCCUGUCUACGAGAGCGCCACCACCAGGCCACAGUCAGACCCCAUAGACCCUGAUGUUGAUAUGUUUGAAUUGUUCCAUGCUCCAUACACUCCAGUCCCAGACCCUACUCCCAUGCUGCCCCCUGUGGGAGUGCAGGCCUCCGUGCUCAGCCAUGACACCAUCAAGGUGACCUGGGCCGACAACUCACUGCCCAAAAACCAGAAGAUCACCGAUGCCCGUUAUUAUACAGUGCGCUGGAAGACCAACAUACCAGCCAACACCAAGUUUAAGAUGGCCAACACUACAACCUUGACUCAUAUGGUUUCUGGACUGAAGCCCAACACACUAUAUGAGUUUUCCGUCAUGGUUACCAAAGGCCGGAGGAGCAGUACCUGGAGUAUGACUGCCCAUGGCACAACAUUUGAAACCAUUCCCAGCUCUUCACCUAAAGAUGUGACCGUCGUAAGCAAGGAGGGCCGGCCAAGGACCAUCAUAGUAAACUGGCAGCCUCCUUCGGAAGCCAAUGGAAAAAUCACGGGGUACAUAAUCUACUACAGCACAGAUGUCAAUGCAGAGGUGCACGACUGGGUCAUUGAGCCUGUAGUGGGCAACAGACUAACUCAUCAGAUCCAAGACCUCACACUGGAUACCAUAUACUUCUUCAAGAUUCAGGCUCGCAACUCCAAGGGCAUGGGCCCCAUGUCAGAGGCUGUACAAUUCCGUACACCCAAAGCUGAAUCCUCAGACAAAAUGGCUAAUGACCAAGCUUCUGGCCUCCCGAACAAACCUGGUGGGCGACUUCCAGUUCCAGAAGGAAAUGUUAUUGGAAAGACAGGCUUGUCUGGUGCUAGUGAUAACCAUAUCCUGGUAAUCAUCAUCAUAAUCUCCGUGGGGGCCUUUACCAUCAUAGUGGUGGUGGUUGGGGCAUUUCUGUGCACUCGACGUUCCACCUCUCAGCAGAAGAAGAAACGAGCUGCAUGUAAGUCCACCAAUGGCUCGCACAAGUACAAAGGCAACUCCAAGGACCUAAAGCCACCAGAUCUAUGGAUACACCAUGAGCGGCUAGAGCUGAAGCCUAUGGACAAGUCUCCUGACCCCAACCCAGUCAUGACCGACACCCCUAUCCCACGCACGUCGCAGGAUAUCACACCUGUAGACAGUACCUUGGACAAUCCAGUACUUCAGAGACGCAAUUCCUACCGUGGCAAUGAGUCAGAGGACAACAUGUCUACAUUGGCAGGCCGUCGGGGAAUGAGGCCUAAAAUGAUGAUGCCCUUUGACACUCAGCCUCCUCAGCCUGUGAUCAGUGCUCACCCCAUCCAUUCCCUUGAUAACCAUUAUCACCAUUAUCACCUGGGUAGCCUGGCCUCACCCACUCAUGGCCACCUGCACCACCAACACAGCCCUCGGUCCAUCACCACCCCCAUCUCCCAUCUAGACGGGGCCCAUUCCACAGAGUCUGUGAGCCGCAGCAUCGCCAGUGCGGAUCUGCUCCCUGCUGCCUCUGCACAACCUGCCUACUCAGUGGAGCCCUCUGAGGCGGACGUCAGCUACCACAGUUCAGCUGCUGAGGAUGAGCCAAGCACAUACCCACCCACUGCCCACGUGCGACCAACGCACCCGCUCAAGAGUUUUGCUGUGCCUGCCAUCACUCCGCACAACUCCAGCUUUGAAUCGCCAGCCUUGCCCAGCACCCCUCUACUUGCUCAAACAGGGCCUCAUUCGGUCAAGACAGCUUCCAUCGGCACGCUAGGUAGAACACGAAACCCCAUGGUUGUUACAGUGCCCAGCGCCCCAGAUGUGCCGGAGAGCAGCAUGAUGUUGGAGGAUUCAGAAAAUAGCUACAAGGCAGAUGUGCUGACAGAGGAGAUGGCCCAUCUGGAGGGUCUGAUGAAAGACCUAAAUGCCAUCACUACCACCUGAGCACAGCCCUUUUGCAACUCCAGUGAAGUCUCAUAAACCACCAGACUAAUAAAUAGGAUGACCUCUCAAAUGAACAUGAGAAUAUAAAAACACAAAAAAACUAAACGUUCUGGCUAACCUUGCUUAGUCUCAGGAAGGAGAUGGCCAUGUUAUCAACAGUUUGAUUUUUGGUUUUGCUUGGUUUUUUGUUGUUUUUUUUUUUACUAAAGGGGAAGGUGCCAACAUUCUCAGAGGACAAUAAUAUCAGUUCAAGCUAGAAGAUUUCAGUACUUUUUUCUUAUCCUCAGCAAGAAGUAUUUUUCUUCAAUUUGGUUGCCAUGGAGUCAGCUGUAAAAGACAAUUUUCUCAUCCUAGAAGAAAAAGGAAAAUGACAGCAUUUCAUUUUUCAUGUUGGUGCUUUGAACAUUCAAGUGAACAAGUGUUUUUCCAUGCAAUUUCGUAUGUAUAUUGCUCAUAUUCUCCAUGUUCAUGUCACAUAAACAUGUUUUAAUUCAUUUUGUAUGCAGCAUUUGAUUCAUGUCUUUUUUUUUUUUUUGGUAUGUUAUAUAUUGUGCCAUGUCUUAGUUAUUUUCUGAAAUGUUGUGUAUUGUUAUAUACAUAUUCCUAUAGAUUUGUAUAUAAGUUAAACCGCCUCAUUUUUGCUGUUACUCUUCCUUUCAUCAUUGUGUAUGUAUUCACACUCCAGUUGGCUCCACUUGGGAUGUGCUGUGUUUUUUCAAUGUGUGUUCCCACACCCUCCCACCAUGAUGCAUCGUAUACCUUUUCUGUGUGACCCUUUUCAAAGAUUGCCUUAUUAUUUUUCUUAUACUUCAAACGUUUUUGUAUCAAGUUGUCAUAGGACAUAUGAUGUUCUUUCAUAAUGAGGUACUACAUAAUACUGUGACUCCUGAUGAUUUUAGUUCGGAAUUCCCACAAUGCUGUCUAAUGUGUCAACCACACAGACUUUAUACUUAAAGGUGUGGUGGUUGCAAAACCUAUAGGAACCAUUUCUUCCUGUAGACUAACUGACAGUCAGGCAUACAUGAGAGCUGAUUACUCAGAACUUGUUGAGGCAGCCAGUCUACCAAUCAAUCCUACCUUCUGCCUGUUCCAUGUAAGUGUAGGUGGAGAGUAGAAAUGUAGAGAUUUCAUUUUCUCAACAACUGAAAAUAUUGUGCACUGUCUGAGAUUCUCCCCACUCACAUUAUCAAAAUGAAGUUCUUUUAGUCUGCAUCAGUGCACUUUUGGAGUACACAGAAAAGAACAAAAGUGUGAAUAAUAUCGGUCUUUUAAACAAGAGUCCUAAUUUAGCUUUUUUAAACAUGCCAUUUUAUAUGAAGAAAAGACUGUGUUCUUGUAUUAAAACAAUUCUGUGUGAAUGGGAGAAAACAUUAUGUUCCCUUGGGACAGUGGUUUUUACAUAACCUGUUACCCAAAGAAGAAAUGUCAUCACAAUCAUUAUUUUGUUCUACUUUUUCAUGUCUCAUGUACAACUUAUUGAAUGUCAAGGUGAUUGUAACAAGGUGGGGUUCAAGGAACAUAUAUUAAUGUCCAGCCAGGGCGGGGGGGGGUGGUGGGGGGUAGGUCAAAAAGGAAAAAAAAAACCCAUGUGGGGUAGCCUGUUGAGUUGUAGAUGGUCAUACUCUUAUUGCACUUUUUCAGAUUUUUCAAAAAAAGAAACCAUUUCUUACAUAUCCUGUUUGGAAUGAAUUAGCUCUAUUUGUGAAAUGUAGUGUCAUAGGUUAGCUGUUGGCAGUUGGUGUUGUUUCUUUGUAUAUUUGCCUCUGAAAUGGAAUUUAGCAACAACUUCACACAUGUUGCAGCUGAGGAAUUCUAUGCUUAUUUCUGUACAAAAUCUCCUUUGCUGUCUGUAGAAUGUACUGUGGGAUUUUUAAGCACAGAAAAAAAUCUGAAAACAGUACAAAGUAGUUUGUUUGCUUGGUCUUGCAAAACAUCCCAAACACAACUAUGUCAUCAUAUGCCAUCAUGAAGUCACCUAUAUGUAUGUCGCUUUGGGUUUAUAUGGUCCAUAUACCAAGUUUGUAUUUAGAAGGGUCAUCCUCCAAGGGUCAACCUCCCAAGUUGUUCAAACAAAGCCUGCAAAAAGCAAAAAAACAGUCUGUCUAGUGUUAUCAAUUGAAGGUCUUAAAGGUGCAGUCAUUGAUUAUUAUCCAUUACACUUUUCGCCGAAUUCAGGUAAAUUCUCCUCACGUUCCGCUAGCUGUCCACCAGUGUUUGUGCUUUAAAAAAAUGAAUAGCUUUGUAAAUAGGAAACAAAUAAAGUGUCUUGGACCAAGCUAUAGACUAUUUCAGCCAAUCAACACCUUGCUUCAGGAGCACUGAAUUGCAUGGGGUGUAAUUGAUAUCAACAACCGCUCAAAUAUCAACAACCUUUCGGCAGAGUCGAGGAUUGCACCUUUAAGACUGUACUGCUGGACUUUGGUACUAAAAGGUUGAGACUUGUGGAGCUCAUCACGCAUGGUGUUCUGGGGGGUUUGACCCUCCCAAAGAAGGUAAAAGUAACAGUCUGAGGGUGUCAAAACAUUUACACAUUGUGUACUUUUGUAAUGGCGUUGCAAUGUCUAGGUUCUGACAACAAAGUUGCACCCCCCUCCCCCCAUGCUCAAAUUAAAGCAUCGCUAUGGAAAUGUGAAAAGCACAAAAUACUGUUUGAUUUAACCUUGAAGUUGAAAGUGACCUUAAAGGAAUAGUCCACGAUUCUGGCGAAAGGUUGUUGAUGGGUUUAAUAAGUACGACCUCCAUCUACCCUAUGUCUGUUACUAAUACAAUGACGUGCACUGUUACAACUAUCUAGUACUGUUUUAUACCCGUGUCACAGAUGUAACAUGGGGUACUUGGACAAAAUUGUAAGCAGCUUAUUGUGUAAUUUUUCGCGACUUUCUGAUAGUAGUACUACAAUUCUUUUUCACAGAAAUU
Molecule: messenger RNA, 7845 nt
Organism: Clupea harengus (Atlantic herring)
Lineage: Eukaryota; Metazoa; Chordata; Actinopteri; Clupeiformes; Clupeidae
Gene: neo1a
Product: neogenin 1a
Biological process (GO): cell-cell adhesion
Cellular component (GO): membrane
Molecular function (GO): protein binding
Source: RefSeq, a predicted model, not a curated record